AUGGGAAAACCACUGGCCAGAAAGUGCUCUCAAGAAGUCGGGUUUGGCUUACUGGUCUCUUUUAUUUUGUGCCUUGUAUUGUAUAGCUUAAUUGAUUCAAGUUUACUGGGUGUUAACAAUGGGGUCAAUCUUCUGGUAAACAAACAAGUUCACCCGAUUAGUAUUGUGAAGAUUAACCGCACCGAACAUCCAUGCUCUGAUCGUUACAUUUACAUCCAUGAAGGUCUUCCUAGCAGAUUCAACUAUGACUUCCUCAACAACUGUGAGUCUCUUACUGCAGGGGCUAUGACUGUUAGCAACAUUUCAAAUAUGUGUCCUUACUUUGUUAAUUUGGGUCUUGGUCCAGUAAUUGAAAGCUCCGAAGGGGUUUUAGCCAAUGAGAGUUGGUUUUCCACAAACCAGUUCUUGUUAGAAGUCAUAUUCCACAACAGGAUGAAGCAGUACGAGUGUUUGAUAGAAAACUCCACUCUGGCUUCAGCUAUUUAUGUCCCAUUCUAUGCUGGCAUAGAUACCAGUGUCCAUCUGCUUGAUCCUAACCUCACAGCCAGAGACUCUUCGGCGAAAGAUCUUGUUCGAUGGCUUUCGAGCAAACCCGAAUGGAAGAAAAUGUGGGGAAGAGACCAUUUCUUUGUUGCCGGGAGGGUUUCCUGGGACUUCAGGAGGCAAAGAGACAAUAGUUCUAAUUGGGGUAGUAAACUCAGGUUCUUGCCUGAGUCUAUGAAUAUGAGCAUGUUAUCAAUUGAAGGAAGCGCAUGGAAAAAUGACCUUGCUAUACCAUACCCUACAAGCUUUCAUCCUACAGAGGACAGUGAGGUGGUUCAGUGGCAGAAGAGAGUUAGAAAACAAGAAAGGCCUCACUUGUUUGCUUUUGUUGGUGCACCGAGGGCUCGCCAGAAGAAUUCUAUCCGGGGCAAACUUAUUGAUCAGUGCCAAGCUUCAACUAAUUGCAAGUUUCUACAUUGCCGUAAAAACAAUUGUGACAACCCGGUUACUAUUAUGAGGGUGUUUCAGAGCUCAGUUUAUUGCUUGCAGCCUCCCGGCGAUACGAGCACCAGGAGAUCCACUUUUGACUCUUUUGUAGCUGGUUGCAUUCCAGUAUUGUUUCAUCCGGCAUCGGCUUACACUCAAUACUUAUGGCAUUUACCAAAAAAUCAUACCAAGUAUUCAGUGUUUAUUCCGGUGAGGCUUGCAGAAGAUUUGAAAGAAGGCGACAUUGAGAAAGUCUUGCUUGGAAUUUCAAAGGACAGGGAAUUGGCCAUGAGAGAGGAGGUUAUAAGGCUAAUACCAAAGCUGGUGUAUGCAGAUCCCAGGUCAAGAUUGAAGACUCAAGAUGCAUUUGAUUUAGCUGUGCAGGGAAUUCUUGAGAGAAUAGGAAAUGUUAGGAAGGUGAUUAGGGAGGGGAAGGAUCCUAGUAUUGGUUUUGCAGAGUCUGAUGGUGGUAAGUUCGCAUUUCCCAAGACUAAUACCAAUAUACUUUAUUGA
Molecule: messenger RNA, 1482 nt
Organism: Prunus armeniaca (apricot)
Lineage: Eukaryota; Viridiplantae; Streptophyta; Magnoliopsida; Rosales; Rosaceae
Source: the annotation of a GenBank genome assembly